Messenger RNA from Hevea brasiliensis (rubber tree), 884 nucleotides. Its product is annotated as germin-like protein subfamily 1 member 7. The transcript has 2 exons. The record is from RefSeq and is a predicted model, not a curated record. The coding region runs from base 67 to 729 and encodes 220 amino acids. Gene Ontology annotation, cellular component: cell wall. Gene Ontology annotation, molecular function: manganese ion binding. NCBI's taxonomy places the organism in Eukaryota, Viridiplantae, Streptophyta, Magnoliopsida, Malpighiales, Euphorbiaceae.
CCCUCACCUCUAAUUAUAAGACUCUUUGAGAUCAGUUUAGCUAUACAGAGACAAAGCCUAAUUACAAUGAAAGGAGGAGCUCAUUUCCUUGUUGGUUUUGUCCUUCUGGCUUUGGCUUCAUCAUUUGCCUCUGCCUAUGACCCUAGUCCCCUUCAAGACUUCUGCGUGGCCAUUAAGGACGCCAAGGAUGGCGUCUUUGUCAAUGGAAAAUUCUGCAAGGACUCAAUGCUUGUAACAGCAAAUGAUUUCUCCUUUUCGGGUCUUAAUAUUGCUGGAAACACAUCAAAUCAAGUUGGAUCAAAUGUAACUCUCUUAAAUGUUGAUAAAAUACCAGGACUCAACACUCUUGGUAUAUCCUUAGCUCGUAUUGAUUUCGCACCAUAUGGAGGUCUAAACCCACCCCACACUCAUCCUCGUGCUACAGAAAUUCUAAUAGUCUUGGAAGGCACCCUGUAUGUGGGCUUUGUGACAUCAAACCCCAAUCGCCUCAUUACCAAAGUUCUAAAUGCAGGAGAUGUUUUUGUGUUUCCAAUUGGUCUCAUUCACUUCCAAUUCAAUAUUGGAAAAACUAAUGCAGUAGCUAUUGCUGCAUUGAGCAGUCAAAACCCAGGAGUCAUCACAAUUGCAAAUGCAGUGUUUGGAUCAAAUCCACCAAUUAACCCUGAUGUUCUCACAAAGGCAUUCCAACUCGACAAGAAUGUGGUGAACUAUCUUCAGAAACAAUUCUAGACCAACAAGAACAACCGUUAGUUAAGGAGUCACAUAAACAGCAUUGUGAUUGACAUCAUAUCUGUCAAGUUUUUAUAUUAUUGUUACAAUUACCAUUGUUGUAAUAUAAUAAGGAGCAGAUUAUCUCCAUAUUGAUUUUGGAUUUGGGUUUUAAA